CCAAAAUUAAUUACAAGUCGUUUCUGUUUAUAGCACGCAAGUGCGUAUCAGGAUUUGCAGAGCUAGACGAAAAGAAGAAGAAGAAGUAGACACGAUCCAGGUGGGAAUAGCCGAGAGUUAACAUGAAGAGCCUUAGCAUUUGCCUCGCAGUGGCUGUGACGGUCGUCCUUAUGGCCGUACAGGACGCGGAGUGUAAAAAAAUGACCAUAGAGGAGGCCAAGAAAUCGAUCAAGAAUCUGAGGAAAGUCUGCGCGAAGAAGACCGACGCCCCUAAAGAACUUCUGGACGGUCAACACAAAGGCGAGUUUCCAAAGGACGAGAGGCUGAUGUGCUACAUGAGAUGUAUAUUGACUACGACCAAAGCGAUGAAGAACGACGAGAUCCAGUACGAAUUUUUCGCGAAGAACUCCCGCCUCCUGAUGGUGGACGAGGUUGCACCGCGAGUCGAUCACACGAUCGAAGUCUGCCGACCACUAGUGACCGCCACUGAGGGAUGCGAGGUCGCGUGGCAAUUCGGGAAAUGCAUUUUCGACACGGAUCCCGAGCUGUACCUAGCUCCAUGAAUGAUUCUCAGGAAAAAAUUCUGCGUGCCAAUUCGCAGAGUGAUCAUGUGACCGAGACGGAGUCUCCGUCCUUUCGCCAUCCACAUUCUCAACAUCAUCGUCGUCGUCGUCGUCGUCGUAAUCAAGACGAAGCCAUGGGCUGCCGAAACAAAACUAAACCGAACUGUAGAAGAGUUUAAACACACGAUUCAACGAUCGACGACAAACUAUAAUCGAAACCUUCGAAUCAAGGCUACAGGCUGUUAACGCAACCCCUAUGGUUGCUUUACGAUGAAUGAGCAAUCGAUUUGUAAGCACAGAAUAAUAAAUUUUGAUUAACUGUGUUCCCAAAUACUACAGUAUCCAUUGUAUAAAAUUAACAAUCAUAAUUAAUACUCUUUUCUUAAAUUUUCA
This is a messenger RNA of Dufourea novaeangliae, 956 nucleotides long. RefSeq lists its product as uncharacterized. Gene Ontology annotation, molecular function: odorant binding. Bases 123 to 563 code for a protein of 146 amino acids. The transcript has 7 exons. Lineage: Eukaryota; Metazoa; Arthropoda; Insecta; Hymenoptera; Halictidae. The record is from RefSeq and is a predicted model, not a curated record.